This is a messenger RNA of Oldenlandia corymbosa var. corymbosa, 477 nucleotides long. The record is from the annotation of a GenBank genome assembly. NCBI's taxonomy places the organism in Eukaryota, Viridiplantae, Streptophyta, Magnoliopsida, Gentianales, Rubiaceae.
GAUUUGCAGUGUGUCCAAUUUCUCCUUUAGACAUGGCGUCUUCCAAAUGCAAUGUUUUGUACUUGGCUCUAUUUUUUGAUGCCAUCUUCUUGUUUCUUCUAAGUUCUUCUUACCCAUGUGAAGCAAGGGUUGUAGAGGCAAAGGAAGAGAACAGGGUAAUGGUUCAAUGCAAGGAAAGGAUGAUAGCAGGGAAAAAAUUCUGGUGCUGUUGUGAACGCUGUCAUCGUUCUUUGGAACGUUGCAAGAUGGGUUGUCAAUUCUUUGUUCGUCAUCGUCACUCUCCUCCUCCUCCUCUUUCUCCUUCUCCUCCUCAACGUCCCUAAAUUCAUUAGGCUCCGUUUGGUUUGGUUAUAUUGAAUUGGAAUUGAAUUAAGAUUAUAAUUAUAUUGAAUUGAAAAUGUAAUAUUGAAAUUGUAACUCAAUCUUAAUUUCUUUGUUUGGGAGAUCUUAAGAAUUAUUAAGAAUUGUUGUUCUAAU